Molecule: messenger RNA, 1203 nt
Organism: Trichoderma gamsii
Lineage: Eukaryota; Fungi; Ascomycota; Sordariomycetes; Hypocreales; Hypocreaceae
Exons: 3
Coding region: 1-1203 (400 amino acids)
Biological process (GO): fungal-type cell wall organization
Cellular component (GO): plasma membrane; fungal-type cell wall
Source: RefSeq, a predicted model, not a curated record
AUGCAUUCCAAGCUUUUGUCAGCCUUGUUGGUUGCUGGCUCUGCCAGCGUGGUUUCUGCCGCCACUACCUGCACCAAGGAUAUCAAGGUUACCCAACCUACUCCCAUCAUCUCUUGUGAUGUUGUGGAUGCCACCAUCACCGUUGACGCAUCUGUGGCCGGCGGCCUGAGCAUCGAGGGACCCAAGACGAUCACCGGUGAUCUUAUCAUCAACAACGCCUCUCAGCUCAUCUCCAUCUCCAGCUCAACCAUCCAGUCCAUUGAGGGCAACUUCGAGCUUUCGGGCCUCGAUCUUUUGAGCUCUCUUGACAUGGCCGCGCUCAAGACCCUGAACAAGCUGAGCAUGCAAAGCCUCCGCCAGCUGAGCACCUUCACCUUUGGCACUUCUGGUGUCUCCAAGGCCUCCACCAUCGUCAUUGCCGACACUGUCCUUACUGAUUUGAGCGGCCUCAACAUCAACAGUGUUGACAGCCUUACCAUCACCAACAACAAGAGGUUGACUGCCUACAACUCUGAUCUUGCCAACAUUACCAGUCUCCUCAGUGUUACUAGCAACGGAAACAACAUGGAAAUCAACAUGACCAAGCUCACCACUGCUGCUGAGAUCCAGCUCUCCAACGUCAAGAGCUUCCUGGCUCCUAAGCUCAAGACCAUCACUCAGUCUCUCAAAUUCGACACCAACCCCGAGCUCACCACCUUUAGUGCUAAGAACGUCACCAGCAUCAAGGAGAGUGUCACCUUCAUCAACAACAACAAGCUCACCAACAUCUCUUUCCCCCUAUUGACUUCCAUUGGUGAUAUGACCAUUCAGAACAACACCAAGAUGCUUGCAGUUGAGGGUUUCCCCAAGCUGUCAACUGUUGCCGGCGGUAUCAUCCUCCGUGGUAACUUCGAAACUGUUGAGCUUCCUGCUCUCAAGGAAGUCGAUGGUGGCUGCACUGUCUUGUCUACUACCGAUAUCUCUGCUUUCUGCGGAUUCUUCACUGAUGCUCACUCCAAGAAGAUCAUCAAGGGCACGACAUCCUGCAAGAGCAACGUUAAGGCCGCCAACGAGGGAGGUAGCGACGGUGACUCCAGCACUUCCGGCAGCGGCAGCGGCAGCAGCAGCAGUGGUAACGGCACUGACAACGCUGUCGCCGCUCUGAGUGUCAACAACGUCCUUUUGGGUGUGUCAGUCAUUGCUGGCAUGGCCCAGCUGUGGUAA